Molecule: messenger RNA, 927 nt
Organism: Colletotrichum siamense
Lineage: Eukaryota; Fungi; Ascomycota; Sordariomycetes; Glomerellales; Glomerellaceae
Exons: 5
Coding region: 1-927 (308 amino acids)
Source: RefSeq, a predicted model, not a curated record
AUGGCUGCCACUACGACAGGGGAGCAAAUCUCGGCUAUCGCCUACCAGCUUGAGCCUUUGACCCCGAAGGGCCUGGGGCCAGCCGUCGAGUUCAUCGCCAUCGUUUUCGGGAUCGUUUGUGUGAUUGUGGUCGGCCUUCGAAUCUACGUCCGCGCUGGGCUCUCGGGGGCGUCGACAAGACUAUGGGGUGUCGAGGACUGGCUAGCAGUGAUCGGAACAGUACCCUUCAUACCGGCGGUCGUCUUUGCGGUGUACGCCUCACGAUAUGGAGUCGGCUCCCACGAUGCCGAUAUCCCUUCCCAGCUUUACCUGAUUCGCGCUUCCGAAUAUCAAACAUACUGGGAAGUUCUCUACUUCAUCUCGUCAACGAUAAUCAAAUGCGCCAUCGGCUUUACUUGCGUACGCUUGGAUAGAAGGAAGCGAGUGACAGUCAUUAUGGGCAUCAACAUGGCGGUUAUGGUGAUUGUUGCGAUUCUCGCUUUGGUGUUUGUUUUCGCAAACUGCACUCCACUUGCCGCAACAUGGAACCCCGCGUUGGGAACAUGCCAGAAGGUUAUCAGCCUGCAGACUGUCAGUUAUAUCGUCUCUGCCAUCCAGAUGAUCACGGACUGGACUUGUGCAAUUAUCCCUUUCUUCAUCGUUGCGGGACUGCAAAUGUCCCAGAGGAAGAAGGUCUCCGUCUGCGCCAUUCUCGGUCUCGGUCUGUUUGCCAGUAUUGCGACUGUCAUCAGAAUGCCAUACCUCAAGUACUACGACACCGCCAAGUACCCAACGGAGAUUGGAUACCACCUCGGCGUUAUCAGUAUUACCUCCAACCUCGAGUGCGCGUUGGGAAUUAUUGGAUGUUCUCUGCCGCCAUUGCGAAAACUGUUCAAGUUUUACUAUGGCUCAUCUCACGAUGGCAAUUACAAAGUGUCAGGCGGGUGA